Molecule: messenger RNA, 2607 nt
Organism: Acanthocheilonema viteae
Lineage: Eukaryota; Metazoa; Nematoda; Chromadorea; Rhabditida; Onchocercidae
Source: the annotation of a GenBank genome assembly
AUGAACGAGGCGGAUGUUAUACUGGUUUACAUACCCAAUGGUAUCGUAAAAAAUGUACGAUAUAACUUUGAAUUCAAAGUUCAGAAAGUUAUUCAUAUUUUAUUAUCAACAUUGGGCAUUGACCAUGUAUCAUUCGGAUAUUUCGCCCUUCGCUUAAUCCGAUCACCGGUAACACAAAUAUGCAACAAUAACAAUGACUGCCAUUGGUUACAUUCAGCUCUCACGAUGCGACACGUUUAUCACAAAUUUUUCAGCAAAAACUCGAGCUCCAUUCAACUCCGGUUUGAAUUACGGCUGCGUUUCAUAUCGAAAGACCUUGAGGAAAUGUAUCAAACAGAAACGGAUGCGUUUAUGUUUUUGCAUGAUCAAAUCCUUGCUGAUUAUGUAACUCAGGUGUCAUGGAAAGUUCCUCCCGAGAUAGCCAUUGAAUUAGCUGCUUUACAGAUACGUCGAAAGCUUGGAAAUCAAAACUUGUGUAGCAUCGAAAAGUAUCUAAAUUUGGAUGAACUUGAAGCCGAAGGAACUCUUGCGCGACUUUUGCCUGAAACUAUACUUAUUAAUAUGAAGUCAAAAAUGCUGAGGAAAACACUGACAGCUGCAGUGAAGAGGCACUCACUGCUUACACCAACAGAAUGCAUUUUCCAUUUCUUGGAAAUUGUUAAACGAAUAACGCAGUUUGAUACAGAAAUAUUUAGAGCUUCUUUGGGUGUCGUUUGGAAGAAUCCAUUAGAUGUUAUAGUAGGUAAUGCUGUUGGUAUUUCGUGCGCUGCAGAUGGACGCGGCCGAGGGCCUGUUCUAUUGGCAAAAUUGCAAUACGUUAUCAAUUUGACGUUAUUGAAAUUGGAUGAAAAAUCGGAAAAAACUGUAGUUAAUUUGAAAAUAAGCGGAAGCUCACAGCAGCUGUCAAUUACAUUGCCGACAUGGUCGAUUGCCGAGUCAUUAGCACAUCUUAUCAAUGGUUAUCACAUGCUGCUAUCACAACAGGGAUCCAUUUGGACCCCAUCUGAAUUAGUGGAUGAGCUAAAAAGGCAAGAAAUGAAAGUGCCCUUUAUAAAUAGCGAUUUGACACUUACUUCUUCAAAAGAUGAUAAUCUUCUUGUGGAUCGCUCGCGGGUAACACUAGAAGAAUUACUGGGCGAUGGCCAAUUUGGUAAUGUUUACAGAGGAACAUUUAUGAAAGAGGAUGGUUUAAUAGAUGCGGUUGCUGUAAAAGUUUGCAAAAUGGAUGGUGAAACAAUGGAGAGACAGAAUUUUUUGGAAGAAGCUUUUGUUAUGCAUCGAUUUCAUCAUGAACAUAUUAUUGCAUUGGUGGGAAUUUGUAUAGAAAAACCUAUUUGGAUUGUAAUGGAAUUGGCUCCACUUGGCGAACUGAGACAGUAUUUAUUGCAUAACACUGCGACAAUCGACUUAUCGGUACAACUUUUAUUCAGUCAGCAACUCAGUUCUGCGUUAGUUUAUUUGCAUUCAUGUAAAUAUGUGCAUCGGGACAUCGCUGCUCGUAACGUCCUCUUAUCAUCGCCAUAUUGCGUGAAGUUAUCAGAUUUUGGUCUAAGUCGUUGUGUUGAAGAUAACAUAUAUACAGCAUCUCGAGGCAAACUUCCUAUAAAAUGGAUGGCACCAGAAUCAAUUAAUUACCGCUGUUUCAGUAAGGCGACCGAUGUUUGGAUGUUCGGUGUUUGCAUGUGGGAAAUACUUACGUAUGGUGUGAAACCAUGGCAAGGUGUCCGGAAUCAUAACGUUAUAUUGAAAAUUGAGAGUGGUGAACGACUUAAAAGGCCUAAUAAUUGCCCGCAAGUUCUUCACGAUUUAUUACUGCGUAUGUGGAAUUUUGAGGCUUCAAGAAGACCAACAAUGUUUGAAGUUAAUCGUUAUCUUGGUUUUCUGCUAGAUCAAAUUGAUUGCCAUGUUCCCUUCGGAUCACUUGCACCACCGUCAGAUAAUGUAGCACCAGUAUUAAAAGUGGAUUCUGCAGCAGUGCCGACAUCAACGUUGCGGCGCACAUUGGAGCAACAAAGAAUUCAGUCGGAGGAAGAUGAUAGAUGGCUUGAAGAGGAAGAAGAAAAAUUUUUACCAUUGCCAGCACUUUCAACAGUUCGAGCGCAUUAUAUUAAUUCACUAUCCAAAAAAGAGCCGUUGCUAAGCGAAGAAAAGAAUAUACCACCAGGUUAUGAAUUCGACCGCCACAGUGAUACGGUGCAUGGAGCUGUUUUUAGAGUGAUUGGUGCAGUAACAAAUUUAUCUAAGGAAUUUCAUUCAACGAUGACAAAUGGACAUUUCAGCGAAUGUGUUAAAAUUAUCAUCGAUCAUUUGGGAAAUUUAUUUAAUGAAUCCAUCCAGCACAUAUCAAUUUUAAAUACUUCUGAUCAGCAGGAUGUAAAACUGGUUAAGACACUUUUGGAAUCAGACUUACGUAACCUAUCGGAAACUAUGAAAAAAAUUUUGGAAGAAGAUAUAAGUAAGGAUACUUAUGAAACAUUAAGAAGAGAGGUACUGAAAAUAAGUCAUCGUUUGGCAUUUAAUUGCAAACAAUUCCUGGAAACAAUUGACAGUGCACGUAUUCGAAGUGGUGUUGCAAAGCUGCAACUUAAAGAAUGCAUGAUGUGUUAA